AUGGCCCCAGUUCGUCGCUAUCUUAGGAUAUCUAAGUAUUCAGUACUUGAGUGCCGAAUAUAUCUGGACAAUCCCGCUCUUGCCCAAUCAUGGCUGCUCAACCCCCGGAAUCCCAUAUUACCCAAGGUCAUCGAGAGCAUCCGUCCUCUAGUACUACCAAAGCUUCGUGAGGAGAAAGAGAGAAGCAAGAAGAAGGGCAAAAAGAAGAGUGUCAAGGAUGUCGUGGUUUCAGACGAGUUUGAGGUCUCCAUCUUCUUGACAGAAACAAGCACUAGACAUUCUCUUCUAUACAAGACCAAACACUUCAGGGAUAAGCUACCACUGAAAAUGGAAUCCAAUUCGUCCAAGCUCAUCGGCGAAACAGACAGUAUCCCAGUUGAUGUUGACGACGAGUAUCGGGCGCCAGUCUUACAAGAAGAGGACGAUGAUGAGGUGAGACUGGCCGAUAUUCCCAUCGUCGAAACAACGACACGGCGGAGUAAGCGCCAGAGAGGGAUGUUAAAUCCGGGACAAGACGACGAUGAGGCUUUUGAAGAUGAUGAAACAGCGUCAGCUAUCGAAAUCGACUCUGAUACGGAGGCACCCCCACACAAAAGGCACAGGGCCCAGGAGAACGACGGUCUCGAUGGCGGCGACGACAAGAAGAAGCUAGCCAUGGAUGUGUCAUAUGAGGGGUUCGCAAUCUACGGUCAAGUGUUGUGCCUCGUGGUCAAGAAAAGAGCGAGUGCUGCAGCUAGUAGUGCUGGGGGUGCAAAAAGCCGACCAGAAGGCCAGGCUAUGAUGGAGAACUGGAUCUCGUCGACCCAAAUGCCAGUUGGUGAGGACAUUCCAUAA
This is a messenger RNA of Fusarium sp. VM40, 834 nucleotides long. Lineage: Eukaryota; Fungi; Ascomycota; Sordariomycetes; Hypocreales; Nectriaceae. The record is from the annotation of a GenBank genome assembly.